Rhagoletis zephyria (snowberry fruit fly) is the source of this 911-nucleotide messenger RNA. RefSeq names its product probable ubiquitin carboxyl-terminal hydrolase FAF. The record is from RefSeq and is a predicted model, not a curated record. Lineage: Eukaryota; Metazoa; Arthropoda; Insecta; Diptera; Tephritidae.
UCAUUUCAUCGUGCGGCGACAAGUUAAGAAUUUGCGAUACAUUUUCAGGCGAAUGUAUGCGAACGUUCACCGGGGGAAGAGGUAUGGGACGACAGCUGGCAUGGCAUCCAGACGGCAAUCUGGUGGCUUUAGCAUUAAGUUGUAACCGCGUUAAGAUAUUUGACAAAGCUGAAGGCGAGCUAAUACAGUGCAUUCGUCGCCGGAGAAUGAUGUUGCAUUUCACCCAAGUGGAAAUUUCUUGGUGACUGGCGGCGAUGACGAUACAAUAAGAUUGCUUGAUUUAUUAGAAGUUGCCCGUUUGGAAAUCUAAUUUGCAUACAUUUGAUGCCAAUAGCGCGCAACAAACAAGCCAGUUCUCAAAGAGCCCAAAUUGAUCUUAGUCACGCAACAGCUCCACAUAACUCCGCCAUAGACACACCAGUUGCUGGAGUACCAAAAAGCUGUGAUGACAGUAUUUUAAUUGAUCCACGACAAUCGGUGGCAUAUGGAAUGCGUGAUGGAAAUUUUCUGGUGCUUGAUAGCCAAUAUACUACAAGAUUACAUUAAGAAGCUCAUAGAGGACAGAGCGGUUGGUGAGGAAGGUGUCGAGUUACUGCUGUACUGCAACUGGGAAAAUCCGCAUUUCGCACGUGCUCCACUCGUAUGGAAUAGUAGCUUAUGUCGAAAGGCUGGUUUUAGUAUAAUGCGGCAUUCGCAGCAUACCCUCACUGGCGCCGAGCCGUUGAAGAAAUUUUGGAUAAAUAAACGUGCAAGAAAUAGUUCAGAUACUAGCACUGGAGAUUUAUUUUUUUAAUAUACCUUGUUUAUACCUACACAAAAUCCGGAUUAGCAAAAAACUGAUUGGACUCAACAUAUAUUUCUUUACAGCAUUUAUCCCCCUGUCUUUAUAGCGCACUCGAUAAAGUCUUAUU